Molecule: messenger RNA, 284 nt
Organism: Racocetra persica
Lineage: Eukaryota; Fungi; Glomeromycota; Glomeromycetes; Diversisporales; Gigasporaceae
Source: the annotation of a GenBank genome assembly
AUGAACAAUACCACGGCUCAAAUUAUUAACGUUCAAUUGCGAAACAAUAAUGUCCAGUUACAAAGGUCUCAGAAUUUUGGUGGUCUACAAAAUGGUAAUGCCCAAUAUCAAGGAGCCUUAAAUAUUGGCAGGCAGCCUCUAAGACCUCAGAACCUAUUCAACAGUACUUCCAUUGCCGUUCAAUAUUACGCAGCCUUAGUUGAAGGCACAGAAUUCUUUGAAACACAAGGUAUAGAAAAUCCGCCACCACAGAGAACUCAAUCUUUAACGCCGAUGAUUUCUGG